Messenger RNA from Falco peregrinus (peregrine falcon), 3018 nucleotides. RefSeq names its product solute carrier family 8 member B1 (gene SLC8B1). The record is from RefSeq and is a predicted model, not a curated record. Bases 506 to 2233 code for a protein of 575 amino acids. The transcript is spliced from 15 exons. Gene Ontology annotation, molecular function: calcium:sodium antiporter activity. NCBI's taxonomy places the organism in Eukaryota, Metazoa, Chordata, Aves, Falconiformes, Falconidae. Gene Ontology annotation, cellular component: membrane. Gene Ontology annotation, biological process: calcium export from the mitochondrion; intracellular calcium ion homeostasis.
GGGAUCAGCUGCCCACGCACAGCGGUGGGGCCGCGCCGCCACGGUGGGGCCGCGGGGCGGGUGGGAUCCCCGGCUCCCCCCAGCAUCUCCCGCUCCGGGACCCCCCACCCACUGCGCGGUCCCCAUCCCCACCCGCAUCGGGGUCUCCCCGUCCCCUCCCUGGCCUGGGGCUGCCCCGCGCGUCCCCUGGUCCCCCGUGGGGUGUCGGUGCCGCUCCCCCCGCCCCCCCCCCCCCCCCCAGCUUUGCUCCGGAGGGGCUCGGGGUGACCCCGGGGCUGAGCCCUCCAGCGAGGACGUGGCACGGCGGCGCCUGACCGUGGGCUGCUGUGCCUUCCCUCGUUAUCUUUAUUAAUAUUAUUACUAUUUUAAUUUUUUAUUAUUUAUUGUUAAACCCUUAUCUGCCCUGCCUGGGGAACGUGGGAUGGGGGCUCGGGAGCUGUCCCCACUCCCUCUCCCCGGGGGUCGCUGCCAGCGGUAGGUGCCCCCCGCCGUAGGGCAGGGUGCCAUGGGGCCAGCCGGGGUGCUCAGCCUGGCGGGGGCCAGCGGGGCACAGGCAGCCGGGACCCCACUGCUGCUGGACCUGGGGCACACGAUCUCUCCUGGGGGGGAUGCUCUGAGCCACGGCCGGGGCCUGGAUUGCUGGGAGGUGCGGAAACACAACAGCUCUGAGUGGUGCCGCUUCAUCCGGAGCAACCCUGACUGCCGGCUGGAGGGCGGCUUCCUCAACUACCUCGAGGGGGUCUUCUGUGUCUUCCCCCCCCGGCUGCUCCCCCUGGCCGUCAGCCUCUAUGCUCUGUGGCUCCUGUACCUGUUCAUCAUCCUGGGCGUGACGGCAGAGAAGUUCUUCUGCCCCAACUUAUCGGCCAUCUCCACCAACCUGAAGCUGUCUCACAACGUGGCAGGUGUCACAUUCCUGGCCUUUGGCAAUGGGGCACCAGAUGUCUUCAGUGCCGUGGUGGCCUUCUCCGACCCCCGGACAGCGGGGCUGGCCAUCGGGGCUGUCUUUGGUGCCGGUGUGUUUGUGACCACGGUGGUGGCCGGGGGCAUCGCCCUGGUCAAGCCCUUCACAGCCGCCUCCAGGCCCUUCCUCAGGGAUGUCAUCUUCUACAUGGUGGCUGUCUUCCUCACCUUCAUGGUCCUCUACUUCGGCAGGAUCACGCUGGGGGAGGCUCUGGGUUACUUGGGGCUGUAUGUCUUCUACGUCUUCACCGUGGUGCUCUGCACCUGGAUUCACCGGCGGCAGCGUGGGGAAGGGCUGCCCCCCCCCAGACCUUGGGAGCCAGAGAUGCUGACAGAUGCCGAAGAGCAGGAGUCCUCGGGCACAAACAGCGGAGACUAUGGUGAGGAGUACCGGCCCCUGCUCCCCUCCCAGGAGACCUCCUUGCGCAUCCUCACCACUGCCCUCAGCCCCUUGGACUACCGCAAGUGGAGGAGGAAGCCCUGGUACUGGCGGCUCUUCAAGAUUUUCAGGGUGCCUGUGGAGCUGGUGCUGCUGCUCACUGUUCCUGUUGUGGACCCUGACAAGGACGACCUGAACUGGAAGAGACCCCUCAACUGCCUGCACAUCCUCACCAGCCCCCUGCUCUGCGUCCUCACCCUGAAGUCGGGUGCCUAUGGGCUGUACCAGAUCCAGGGUGUCUUCCCAGUCUGGGGACUGGUCAUACUGGUUGGCUCUGUCCUGGCCAUCAUCAUCUUCAUCACCACGAGCAACGAGCAGCCACCCAAGUACCACUGUGUAUUUGCCUUCCUUGGGUUUCUGGCCAGUGCCAUGUGGAUCAACGCUGCAGCCACAGAGCUGGUGAACAUCUUGCGGACAUUGGGCAUCAUCUUCCAGCUGAGCAACACCGUGCUGGGCUUGACGCUGCUGGCCUGGGGCAACAGCAUUGGCGACACCUUCUCCGACCUCACCAUGGCACGACAGGGCUACCCCCGCAUGGCCUUCUCUGCUUGCUUCGGGGGCAUCAUCUUCAAUAUCCUGGUCGGCGUGGGACUCGGCUGCCUGCUGCAGAUGACAAGCAGUCAGCUGGUGGUAAAGCUGGAGCCUGACAGCCUCCUGGUCUGGGUCCUCGCUGGGGCCCUGGGGCUGAGCUUGGUGUUCUCCUUCGUGUCGGUGCCAGCGCAGUGCUUCCAGCUGGGCAAGGCGUACGGCAUCUGCCUCAUCAUCUACUACCUGGCCUUCCUCUGUGUGGCCCUGCUGACCGAGUUCAGGGUGAUCCAUCUCUCCACCGUGUGAGCAGCCCCGCUGCCGGCAGGAGAUGCACAUCCAUCCCUGGCUCUCUCCCUCUGCCUUCCUGAUGGAUUGGGGCCUCUCUGCCAGGGGGACAAGGGCUGGAGGCACCACGUGCCACCACAGCCCUGGGCUGUUGCUUUCUGGAGGGGGCUGGCUGGUUGUGCUUUGGGAAAGGAAAAGGAGCUGUUAGUCAUUAGCUAUGUCCUCUCCCCACUCUGUUUAAUCGUGUUUAACGCCUGGCAGCUCUGAGGUGAAGACCUGUUUCCUCCAGACCCGGUAGCAGGGACAGAGGAGAGGGCAGGGUCACAACAGGAGAGAUUUUACUUCUUCAACCACUUUACUUUCCCCUCCACAUCUCCAUCCUGGCUGCCGUGGGACAGGGUUAGGGGAGUUGUGCUACAUGGGGUAACUGAAGAUCUGAGCACAAGUCUGUUACUGCAAAUGACAUGACGUGUUUGCACCCUGGGUGGGAAAUAGUAGCAGAGGCAAAGCCAGACAGGGUUAAGGUGAGGCAAAGCUUCAGGGCAGCGCUUGGUUUUAAUGCAAGCAAAGCUGGAGGAAAAAAAACACCCAACAAACCAAGGGAGGCUGGUUUCCCCUGCUUUUUUUAAGCUAUGUUUUUCAACCUGAGUUUCAGAUUCUACUUUUCUCCUCCUCCUAGGGUGGCCAGAGCUGUAGGAAAGAAUGUGGAAGUUUGUACACAGCAUUAGCCUCUGGCAAGACUAGGUUUAGGCACUGUAAAAAAAAAAUAAUAAAAAAUUGCAAUUAAAAACGCCCCCCAAACCCAA